AAUGUUCCCCGGAUGCAGUUGUGAUUGACUACACGGCUGGAAAGUUUCGCUGUAGUCGAGAGGUGGUAAGAUAAACAACUUUUUUGAAUAUAGAUAAUUAUUGCAAACCAUUGUUAUACUUGCAUGUAUUCUAACACUGUGCUAAUUGUGUCUGAUAGUUACUUAAAUUGUGUUUAGGAAGUGGAAACUUUGAGAAACUUCACAUGCUAGUUCCUUAGCUUUCCAUCUAGCUGGCUGGCUAGUGACUUAUGGAGGUUACGCCCAAAAGAUGACUACCUAGGAUAGCAAUUUUAUUAACUUACUCAGGCAUUACACUUUAUCAUAGGUAAAUCCUUGUACUUAACUGGUACCUUGCUAAUUAAGAAGAAAGACUUGAACAAAAGUUAGAUAAAUAAUCAAAACAAACUUCAGCCAAUGCGCUGCUGAUGGUUUCUGUUUCGCCGGCCAGCUCCGGCCAGCUCCAGCCUGUGGACUUUGAUUUUGAGACGAAGGUUAGAGUGUUCAGUAGGAACAACCAAUCAGACAAUUACUCCACAUCUCAUUUUACUCUCUCUACCUCUCCCUCUCUUCCUCCUUCCCUCUCUCUCCCUCUCUUCCUCCUUCCCCUCUCUCCCUCUCUUCCUCCUUCCCUCUCUCUCCCUCUCUUCCUCCUUCCCUCUCUCUUCCUCUCUUUUAUCCUUCCCUCCUUCCCUCUCACUCCCUCUUCCUCCUUCCCUCUCUCUCACUCUCCCUUUCUCUCCAGCUGCUGCAGCCUGUGUGGUAGGUCGGUCUUAGGAAGGCAGCAGGACAGGAGACAGAAUGCAGACCAUAAAGUGUGUCGUGGUGGGGGACGGUGCUGUGGGUAAAACAUGCCUCCUCAUCUCCUACACCACCAACGCUUUCCCUGAGGAGUACAUCCCCACCGUGUUCGACAACUACAGCGCCCAGGUGUGUGUGUGUGUGUGUGUGUGUGUGUGUGUGUGUGUGUGUGUGUGUUUUACACAUAUGUUUACACACUUGUGUGUGUGUUGCAGAUGACUGUAGACGGCCGCAGCAUCAGCCUCAACCUGUGGGACACAGCCGGACAAGAGGAGUACGACCGCCUCCGCACUCUCUCCUACCCCCAGACCAACGUCUUCGUCAUCUGUUUCUCCAUCGGGAGUCCUUCAUCCCACGCCAACGUCCGCCACAAGUGGCACCCGGAGGUGUCUCACCACUGCCCCAGCGUGCCCAUCCUCCUAGUGGGGACCAAGAGUGACCUGAGGAAGGAUGGGGAGACGGUGAAGAAGCUGAAGGAGCAGGGUUUAGCGCCCACCACAAAGCAACAGGGGAACAGCAUGGCGAAGCAGAUAGGAGCGGUGAAGUACAUGGAGUGUUCUGCUCUGACGCAGGAAGGGGUCAGGGACGUGUUCACCGAGGCAGUACGGGCCGUGUUGUAUCCCGUUACCAAAAAGAAUGCCAAGAAGUGUGUACUGUUGUAAUGGAAGGGAGGGACUCGGCUGGGGAGAGAGAGUGAGGGGGGGAAAGGAGCGAGACAAUGACAGAGCAAGGCUGAGUUUGUUGGAGGAGAUGGACUCAGCCUCUCAGCCCCUUUGCCUGUAAAGACUCUUGAUUCAGCUCACUUCUCUCCUCUCAUUCUUCUAGCCC
Molecule: messenger RNA, 1626 nt
Organism: Coregonus sp. 'balchen'
Lineage: Eukaryota; Metazoa; Chordata; Actinopteri; Salmoniformes; Salmonidae
Source: the annotation of a GenBank genome assembly